This is a messenger RNA of Coregonus sp. 'balchen', 6627 nucleotides long. The record is from the annotation of a GenBank genome assembly. Lineage: Eukaryota; Metazoa; Chordata; Actinopteri; Salmoniformes; Salmonidae.
AUGAAUGAACCUAAAAAAUCACCUGAACCAGCAGCAGCAGGUAACAUGUGUAGCAUCAACAACACAUCGCCAAGAACAGUCACCUUCAUCGAACUGGACCCACUGCCACCCCCUGCAAGAGAACCCCUGACACCCACCAAGAAAUCUGCUGAAACAACCCAAACAAACCAUUUACGUUUAGUGACCCCUGCAAAGGAGAAAGCUGAAACUGAGAGGGAGCCACUUCCAGAGAUCCCCUUCAGAUCCCCUGGUCAAAUCAGCACACCCACCUCUCCUACCCGUGCUGCCAACAACCGGACUUCCGGCCCCAGCCGCCAGACCUCCAGCGAAACACCCCUGCCCUGCCACAACUGCCCCAGGCAGGGCUCUCUCCUUGCUGUGAAGACCUGCUUGGUGUGUGGAGCCUCCAUGUGCUCCGAACACCUCCGCCCCCACCUGGAGUCACCUGUGUUCCAGAGCCACACCCUGUUGCUUCCCAUGGAGGAUAUAUCACCCUGGAGGUAAAGUUUCAGUGUUAUUCAGUAUAUUUAGGGUGUUUUGUAAACUUGUACUCACCUAACUUUUUUAUACCAUGUGCUCUGUGGUAUUUAUUUAUAGUCUAUGAAAAUUCAUGUACGUUUUUUAUGAGCUGCACUAAGUCAAAUUCCUAACACCUUUGGUUGACAUGACACUAAAAUAUUGCAUCUUCUAAUAAUUUGUAAUGAAUCAUUUCAUGGUAAAUUGUGCAUGUAAUUCAGGUUGUUGCUGACAGUUGUCAAAUAACAAUAAAACAUUUAUCAUCAUCAGGUGCUCUGAACACCAGGGGAUGAACUGGAUCUACUGCCGGCAGUGUAGCGUAUGUGUGUACCGUGUGUACCGUGAUAGGGUUGCACUGGGAGCAUAGCUGCAUCAGUAUCCGAGAGGGAGCUGAGGGUGAGAGAGGCGGGGACAAAACACACACAUACAGUGAGCUCCAAAAGUAUUGGGACAGUGACACAUCCUUGUCGAAUGCUUUUGACACCUUGUUGAGUCCAUGCCCCGACGAAUUGAGACUGUUCUGAGGACAAAAGUAUUCAGACCCCUUGACUUUAUCCACAUUUUGUUACAUUACAGCCUUAUUCUAAAAUCGUUUUUUCCCCCUCAUCAAUCUACACACAAUACCCCAUAAUAACAAAGCAAACACAGGUUUUUAGAAAUAUUUGUAAAUAAAUAAAAAAUGAUAUCACAUUUACAUAAUUAUUCAGACCCUUUGCUCAGUACUUGGUUGAAGCACCUUUGGCAGCGAUUACAGCCUUAAGUCUUCUUGGGUAUGACGCUACAAGCUUAGCACACCUGUAUUUGGGGAGUUUCUCCCAUUCUUCUCUGCAGAUCCUCUCAAGCUCUGUCAGGUUGGAUGGGGAGCGUCACUGCACAGCUAUUUUCACGUCUCUCCAGAGAUGUUCGAUCGGGAUCAAGUCCGGGCUCUGGCUGGGCCACUCAAGAACAUUCAGAGAGUUGUCGCAAGCCACUCCUGCGUUGUCUUGGCUGUGUGCUUGGGGUCACUGUCCUGUUGGAAGCUGAACCUUCGCCCCAGUCUGAGCGCUCUGGAGCAGGUUUUCAUCAAGGAUCUCUCUGUACUUUGCUCCGUUCAUCUUUCCCUCGAUCCUGACUAGUCUCCCAGUCCCUGCAGCUGAAAAACAUCCCCACAGCAUGAUGCUGCCACCACCAGGCUUCACCGUAGGGAUGGUGCCAGGUUUCCUCCAGACGUGACACUUUGUAUUCAGGUCAAAGAGUUCAGUCAUGGUUUCAUCAGACCAGAAAAUCUUGUUUCUCAUGGUCUGAGAGUCCUUUAAGUGCCUUUUGGGAAACUCCAAGCAGGCUGUCGUAGCUUUUACUGAGGGGUGGCUUCCGUCUGGCUACUCUACCAUAAAGGCCUGAUUGGUGGAGUGCUGCAGAGAUGGUUGUCCUUCUGGAAGGUUCCCCCAUCUCCACAGAGGAACUCAGGAGCUCUGUCAGAGUGACCAUCAGGUUCUUGGUCACCUCCCUGACCAAGGCCCUUCUCCCCCAUUUGCUCAGUUUGGCCAGGUGGCCAGCUCUAGGAAGAGUCUUGGUGGUUCCAAACUUCUUCCAUUUAAGAAUAAUGGAGGCCAUUGUGUUCUAGGGGACCUUCAAUGCAGCAGAAUUUUUUUAGUACCCUUCCCCAGAUCUGUGCCUCGACACAAUCCUGUCUCGGAGCUCUACGGACAAUUCCUUCGACCUCAUGGCUUGGUUUUAGCUUUGACAUGCACUGUCAACUGUUGGACCUAAUAUAGACAGUUUUUUAGUGUUAAUAAAUUUGCAAAAAUACAAAAACUGUUUUCACUUUGUCAUUAUGGGGUAUUGUGUGUAGAUUGAUGAGGAUAAAAUGUAAUUUAAUCAAUUUUAGAAUAAGUUUGUGACGUAACAAAAUGUGGAAAAGUGAAGGGGUCUGAAUACUUUCCGAAUGCACUGCAUUUGGUGUAUUCCCCCCAUUUUAGGGGACCAAAAAUAUUAGGACAAAUUCACUUGUGUAUUAAAGUAGUCAGAAGUUUAGUAUUUGGUCCCAUAUUCCUAUCACACAAUCAUUACAUCAAGCAUGUGACUCUACAAACUCGUUGGAUGCAUUUGCUGUUUGUGUUGCUUGUGUUUCAGAUUAUUUUGUGUCCAAUAGAAAUGAAUGGUAAAUAAUGUAUUGUGUCAUUUUAGAGUCACUUUUAUUGUAAAUAAGAAUAUAAUAUGUUUCUAAACACUUCUACAUUAAUUUGGAUGCUACCAUGAUUGGAUAAUCCUGAAUUAAUCGUGAAUAAUGAUGAAUGAAAGUUAGACGCACAAAUAUCAUACACCCCAAAAAUGCUAACCUCCACUGUUGUUGUAAUAGUGAGAGGUUAGCGUGUCUUGGGGGUAUGAUAUUUGUGCAUCACAUGCUUUAUGUAAUCAUUGCGGGGAAGGGGGGGUCGAGAGACUAUGUACAAAAAGUGGUGUAAUUUCUAAACUGUUCACCUGAUUUAUGGAUGAAAAUUUUUACAUUUACGUCAUUUAGCAGAUGCUCUUAUCCAGAGCGACUUACAAAUUGGUGCAUUCAACUUAUGAUAGCCAGUGGGACAACCACUUUAUUUUUUUAUGGGGGGUGGGUAGAAGGAUUACUUUUAUACUAUUCCAGGUAUUCCUUAAAGAGGUAGGGUUUCAAGUGUCUCUGGAAGGUGGUCAGCGACUCCGUUGUCCUGGCGUCGUGGGGGAGCUUGUUCCACCAUUGGGGUGCCAGAGCAGCGAAUAGAUUUGACUGGGCUGAGUGGGAACUGUGCUUCCGUAGAGGUAGGGGGGCUAGCAGGCCAGAGGUGGAUGAACGUAGUGCCCUCGUUUGGGUGUAGGGUCUGAUCAGAGCCUGACGGUAAGGAGGUGCCGUUCCCCUCACAGCUCCGUAGGCAAGCACCAUGGUCUUGUAGUAGAUGCGAGCCUCAACUGGAAGCCAGUGGAGUGUGCAGAGGAGCGGGGUGACAUGAGAGAACUUGGGAAGGUUGAACACCAGAUGGGCUGCAGCGUUCUGGAUAAGUUGUAGGGGUUUAAUAGCACAGGCAGGGAGCCCAGCCAACAGUGAGUUGCAGUAAUCUAGACGCGAGAUGACAAGUGCCUGGAUUAGGACCUGUGCCGCUUUCUGUGUAAGGUAGGGUCGUACUCUGCGAAUGUUGUAGAGCAUGAACCUACAGGAUCCUAACCCUCAAAUUAAAGUUGACAGUCUGCACUUUAACCUCAUAGUCAUUGUAUCAUUUCAAAGUGCUGGAGUACAGAGCCAAAAAAGAAAAUGUGUCUCUGUCCCAAUACUUUACGAGCUCACUGUAAAUAAAAUCUACGUUUGUCACGUGCACAGGAUACAGCAGGUGUAAACAGUACAGUGAAAUAUUUACUUGCAAACUUUCUUAUAAAAUGAUCGUACACAUUCACACACAGUAUCAAAUCAAAUUGUAUUUUUCACAUGCUUCGUGAACAACAGGUGUGGACUAACAUUGAAUACUUACUUACGGGCCCGUCCCAACAAUGCAGAGAGAAAGACAAUGGAACAAAAACAAACAAUAGAAAAGUAAAAUACAUAAUAAAUACACAAUGAGUAACGAUAACUUGGCUAUAUACAAGGCGUACCAGUACUAAGUCGAUUUGCAGGGGUACGAGGUAAUUGAGGUAGAUAUGUACAUAUAACUAGGAAUAAAGUGACAGGUAGUAAACAGUAGCAGCAGCAUAUGUGAUGAGUACAAAAAGUUAGUUCAAAAAGGGUCAAUGCAGAUGGUCCAGGUAGCUAUUUGGUUAACUAUUUAGCUGUCUUUUGGCUUAGGGGUAGAAGCUGUUCAGGGUACUGUUGGUUCCAGACUUGGUGCAUCGGUACCGCUUGCCGUGCGGUAGCAGAGAGAACAGUCUAUGACUUGGGUGGCUGGAGUCUUUGACAAUUUUCAGGGCCUUCCUCUGACACGCCUAGUCUAGAGGUCCUGGAUGGCAGGGAGCUCGGCCCCAGUGAUGUACUGGGCCAUACACACUACCCUCUGUAGCGCCUUGCGGUUGGAUGCCAAGCAGUUGCCAUAACAAGUGGUUAUGCAGCUAGGCAAGAUGCUCUCAAUAGUGCAGCUGUAUAACAUUUUGAGGAUCUGAGGGUCCAUGCAAAUCUUUUCAGCCUCCUGAGGGGGAAGAGGCGUUGUCCUGCCCUCUUCACGAUUGUGUUGGUGUGUUUGGACCAUGAUAGAUCCUUAGUGAUGUGGACGCCGAAGAACUUGAAGCUCUCAAGCCGUAUCACCAGUCAAUGUUGAGGUAUGAAUACAUUAGUCUGAAGACAAAAGCAAGCACACGUUUUCUAUUGACAUCAGUGACGGAAGGAUCAUGAUCUGUUUUUUUGCAGGGGAACCUGAAAGAGGACAUGAAGAAGAUGCAGGAAACAGAACAUUCAUUAAUGAGCAGAGUGGCUGAGCUGACAGAGAAGAAACUGGGCUACCAGGUUAGAAGCUGUAGAUAAGUGGAUCGAAUUUAUUUGACCGUUUAAAAAAAUUCCAGCCACAGAAGUGGAUACAUUUUAAAUCAUUGAGGAUAACAUACUCUUUUACCACGUCUUUCCAUUGUGGUCCUCUGAUUUCCAUUGUGGUCCUCUGAUUUCCAUUGUGGUCCUCUGAUUUCCAUUGUGGUCCUCUGAUUUCCAUUGUGGUUAUUUUAUACAUCUUGUGUGUUCCCCAUGUCCCCUCCUCUCCCCAGGUGUUGUUGGGUAAGGCACGUGCCGGAGUGCAGCAGCAGUAUGGGACCAUGCGGGAGGCCUUGGAGCAGGAGGAGGCCAUGGUUCUGCUGUGUGUGACCCAGGUAAAGAGAACCCUAACCCUAACAUGCUCAACUCUAUCCUCUAGUGUAAAAACAAUGAAAGGGUGCUUGAAGUCUAGCCUGGUGAAAGCAGCAUGAUUGCUGAGUUCAGCAUUCUAUACGUGCAGUAAAACAGAAUGGCGAACGCCGCGAUGAGGCUGGUUCCAAGUCAAAAAUCCAUUGAGGAAGGCGUAAGCCAAAACAUAUGUGUGAUCAAGUAGGACAUGUUGCCUAGAAGCUUAAAUUGCAAUUGAAUCAAGUCAGUGCUGGACUAGUCCCCUUUUCAUUGUGUGUGUGUGUGUGUGUGUGUGUACACCCAGGAUGAGAGCAGGACGGUAGGGGGUCUGGAGAGCCAGCUCAGCCAGAUAAAGGAGAACCUGAGCUCCCUCCAACAGGGUCUCCAUGCUCUGGAGGGGCUGGCCGAUGCCAUGGGGGCUGCACGCGUACAGGAGCAGGCUUUCAUCAUGGUAGGGUGCCACUACAAUUAAUAUAGUGUAUGGGUACAUGUGAGAGAAUAUGCUAGCAAGCACACCAGACAGGUUUACAUACAUUUACUCUGAAUAUACAUACAAAAAGUUAUGUCUAUGAAUCCAUCUUUUUGAUCUAUUAUUUUAAAAAAAUGUCACCAACAUUAUAAAAACUUGUAUUUUGUUCUUGACAGGAGUACAGCAAGAUAACAAAAUAGUAAGCAACUGUUAUGACUUAUCAUACUUGUCAUAUAGGCCCAAAGUUAUGGAAUGUUAAAUUAAAGAGGAAGCGCUUCGCUUCCCUUAAAACAUCUGAAUAGCAAAAAAAAGUGUAUCCUACCAAGUCAGCAGAACUGAUACAACUAUGAGUCCGUGUGGUGAGUAGACAGCAUUUAGGAAGAAAUCCUCAUCUAAGCUCUCUUAUAUAAGAUGCUUUACGUCAUAAAAAAAAUUACUCAGACCACUAAUCCAGAUUUACUGCAUUGGUGAAAAUAUUUAUUCUACUUUUUUGUAGAUCAGCAAAAUUCACUUACCGCAACAUUAAGAAGAUAAUGGUUGGUAAAGUUACUAGUAGUUUAGUAAUUUGCAGAAUAAUGAGGGUAGUAAUAGAUACCCACACGCCCAAGACCCAGGACAUAGGCAUAUGUGUGCGUGCGGACAUGAUGGAGUUAAAUCAACACAAUUGCAGGUCCCUUUAGCUACUAGCUAGUAUUGCUGCUGUCAUAGUAAACCUCAUGUCUUCUAUCCCCUCCUCCUCCUCCCCUCCCAACCCCCCAGUGUGUUGGAGAUCUGUUCUGUGGAGGAGCUGGAGGCUCCAGAGGAGGUGGACAGAGCCUGGCUGAGAUGCCUGCAGGAGUGA